CCUACAGGCAACUGUGAAGAGUGGAAGGAGAGUUCCCAAGACCUUUGUGCAGAGCGAUAAUGGCGAUUUCAUCUUCAUCACUCUCUGCAAGUGUAUUCCCCGUAUGCAAUUGCAAUUCCUCCGCCAUUUCAGCUAAACCAAAGCUCUCUUUUACCUCUUUGCCUCCAAAUUGCGCUAAAUUCCACCCCCUCAAAACCUCCCGACUUUCGACUUCCAGAAUUCUUGCUGCCCCUGAAGUCUUGGACUCCUCCGCCGAUGUUACUGCUACUCAGGAUGAAGCUGCUGCUACUUCCUUUCCAGAUGUCAGCUUUGAUUCCGAUAAGGUGGCACCAAAGCAUAAGAUUAGAAUCAAGUUGAGGUCAUACUGGGUACCUCUGAUAGAAGACUCGUGCAAGCAGAUAAUGGAUGCAGCGAGGAAUACAAACGCGAAGACCAUGGGUCCCGUACCAUUGCCUACCAAGAAGAGAAUAUACUGCGUGCUUAAAUCUCCUCACGUGGACAAAGAUGCCAGGUUCCAUUUCGAGAUUAGAACGCAUCAACGCCUUAUUGACAUUCUUUACCCAACUGCCCAAACAAUCGACUCGUUGAUGCAGCUUGACCUUCCUGCUGGAGUCGACGUGGAGGUCAAGCUGUGAAAGUUAGCCUUCUGCUCCAUUGUCAAUGGAGCGAGCACCCUUAUUUUUUUCAUCACAUUUGCAGUUCUGCUUUUGAAAUCUGAAUAGAAUGAGUGUUGAACAAAUUUUAGCUUGUGGAAGCAGUGAUAGACACAAUCUUUAUGUAUAAUAUUUGAAUAGUUAACAUCCAUCCAUCAUAUGCAUUGUUUCACCA
Molecule: messenger RNA, 828 nt
Organism: Ipomoea triloba (trilobed morning glory)
Lineage: Eukaryota; Viridiplantae; Streptophyta; Magnoliopsida; Solanales; Convolvulaceae
Product: cyanelle 30S ribosomal protein S10
Exons: 3
Coding region: 60-635 (191 amino acids)
Biological process (GO): translation
Cellular component (GO): mitochondrion; small ribosomal subunit; ribosome
Molecular function (GO): RNA binding; structural constituent of ribosome
Source: RefSeq, a predicted model, not a curated record